AUGGGUUCUAGGCACUAUGGGUCACUGAAUGGACAUCUCAGAUCAGGAGAAGAACUUGCCCAAGAGGAGUCUUCUGAAGAAAGAGAAGACGAAAAAUCAAUUGCGAGUAGUAGCUCCUCGGAGGAUGAUAAAACAGAAGAUGAGGGUGAGGUCAAUAUUGAUGAAGAUGAUAUUGUAGCUGAAGAUGUUAGAGUUGCCCAAGAAAACUCACAAGACGUAGCAACUCCAAUUGGUGCAGCUAGCAAACACUCCUGUGGAAGAAUAGCUGCAGCAGUUCUGAGCUUUUCUGCAAGCUCAAAUUCAAUGACAAUCACAUCUGAUGUACUUUCAUUAGAUAAUGUUUUCCCUUACAAGUUCAUCCUUGUCAAAAAUGCGCUUUUGGCAAUUGCUUGUAUAUUUAAAGAUAUAGAGCAGUGGCCCCUCCUUGGUAAUGCCUUUAUGAUUUUAGAUAAUACUGAAGAGGAGGAGGAGGAGCCAGACGAAAGGGUGCCGGAGGAGGAUGAAAAUAAGGAGGAACCGGAUGAAAGCGUACCGGAGGAGGAUGAGGAGGAGCCGAACGGAAGGGUGCCGAAGGAGGAUGAGGAUAAGGGGGAGCCGGAUGAAAGCGUGUCGGAGGAGGAUGAGGAGGAGCCGAAAGGAAGGGUGCCGGAGGAGGAUGAGGAGGAACCAGACUCCAAGAUCGGGUUGGGUGUGGCGUACGGCUUCUAUGGUUAG
This is a messenger RNA of Magnolia sinica, 714 nucleotides long. RefSeq lists its product as uncharacterized. The transcript has 4 exons. Bases 1 to 714 code for a protein of 237 amino acids. The record is from RefSeq and is a predicted model, not a curated record. NCBI's taxonomy places the organism in Eukaryota, Viridiplantae, Streptophyta, Magnoliopsida, Magnoliales, Magnoliaceae.